AUGAAAUCAACCAGUGAUGUAAGCGAGGCGAUUCCGAGUCUGAACCUGUUCCAGAAUCGGGCCCUGCCGACUAGACCCUGGAAGGUCGACCUGAUGCUUGGGGAGGACUUUCGCAUUCCCCUUGCUGGCUUCACUCUAGUACAAGAAUCUCGUCCUCCCACUCUGUGCAAUUUUUUAGCACGAGAUCCCAGCGUGGGGGUUGCAGCUGUCACGACGUAUCAUUUGAAUGAUGAAUCACAAACUCAUGUUGCCAAAGAGGACACAAUUAGUGGUGAGCACAUUUGA
This is a messenger RNA of Mesocestoides corti, 285 nucleotides long. The record is from the annotation of a GenBank genome assembly. Lineage: Eukaryota; Metazoa; Platyhelminthes; Cestoda; Cyclophyllidea; Mesocestoididae.